AGAUGGCCCAGCUCCAGGAGAACAUCAAUGGCAUCAUCACUACCUUCUAUGCCUAUGCCAGCAGUGACGGCGACUGCAGAACGCUGAGCAGAGGGGAGCUGCGGCAGCUCAUCGAGCAGGAGUUUGAGGAUGUGAUCAUGGAUGCCCGGGAUCCCAGAACUGUUGAGAAGGUGUUGCUCUUCCUGGAUGAAGACAGCAGUGGCAAGGUUGACUUUAAUGAGUUCCUCAACCUGGUUUUCCGCGUGGCCAGGGCUUGCCACAGGCAACUCCAGCAUUACCUGGAUGCAGAAGAUGAUCAGGAGCUGACUGUGCAGGAGGAGGCAGAUGGGGAGCAGCACCACAAGCAGGUCCUGGAGGAGGGGGUGAGUGGACAGGUGCAGGAGGGUGGGACACCCCAAAAGGAUCAGGACACCCAGCAGCACCAGGAGGGUAAGGAACCAAAGAAGCACCAAGGCACCCAACAGAAUAAGGGAGAUGGGACACCAAAGAACCAGGACACCCAAAAAAUUGAGAAGAGUGAGACACCAAAGGUUCAAGAAACUCAAAAGACUCAGGAGGUUGAGGCACCAAAGAACAACCAAGGCACCCAACAGAAGCAGAAGAACGAGACACCAAAGGAAAUCCAUCAGGAUGACAGGGCCAAGGCACAAGAAGAGGGUCCAAAAAGAGGUGAAAAUGUGGUCACUGAGACCUCAGAGAAGGACAGAAAUACCCCAAAAGCUGAAAAAACACCAAAACAUGACCCCACACCCCAUCAGGACAAAAUCACCGAGACACCAAAGCUAGGACAGAGCCAUCACCAGAGGCAAGAGCUGGAUACAGCAGAGCACAGCCACACUUCUCCCACCAAGACAUCAGAAAGAACCGUGGACAAGACCAAGGACCAUGCAGCCCAUCGGCAGGACCCCAGCCCCAAAAGGACCCAAGAGCUGCCACCUCCAGUGAGCGGCACAAGCCCCCACCCAGAUCCCCAGGCCUCCUCAGGGAUCCAGCAUAACCCAGCUCACCUUCCUGACCCCACAGUGACGGUGCGAGAAGGCAGUGGAGUUGAGGUUGAACGUGUCCCAGGACAACAGCAACAUGGGGCUCAUGGCAAAGGAAAACAUGCGGCAGAGCAAGAGCACCUGCAGCCUCAGUGGCCUCCAAAGAAGUAAGAGCUGCACUGAGCCCAGUGCAAUUGUGGCUAUUAGUGCCAGCAAGGUGGGAUAUUUUGUCCAGUGCCAUUUGUUAUAUCUUGUCCAAUCUUUUCUUAACCCUGGGCUUGCACCCCCAGCUUGUACUGAACUAUUCCUGGCUUGAGACCUUCUCUCUUAUCCUGUAUUAAGCUACCUCUGCCUAUCUAAGCAAAGCAAUAAAACU
Tympanuchus pallidicinctus (lesser prairie-chicken) is the source of this 1359-nucleotide messenger RNA. RefSeq names its product cornulin-like. The record is from RefSeq and is a predicted model, not a curated record. Gene Ontology annotation, biological process: positive regulation of cell cycle G1/S phase transition; cellular response to cytokine stimulus; regulation of phosphatidylinositol 3-kinase/protein kinase B signal transduction. Gene Ontology annotation, cellular component: cytoplasm. Gene Ontology annotation, molecular function: transition metal ion binding; calcium ion binding. The transcript is spliced from 2 exons. The coding region runs from base 3 to 1154 and encodes 383 amino acids. NCBI's taxonomy places the organism in Eukaryota, Metazoa, Chordata, Aves, Galliformes, Phasianidae.